UAGAGAGUGUCAGAGGUUAGGGGCUAGAGAACGUGCAGUAUUUGAAGCAAGCACACAGAUCUGGAUCCCACUCAAUACACCAGACUCGGACACCCCCAACACUCUAUCUCUCUCUCUCUCUCUCUCUCUCUCUCUCUCAUCAGUCGGUUUUUGUCCCCUGUAAACUUCAAGGGCCAGAGAAACGCAACGGAGAAAUAAAGAGAUACAAGGAGGGAGAAGAAAAUCCAAGCCGAACCAAAGCUAGAGAGAGAAAGUGAGCUCAGAACCCAAAAACUCAGUAGUGCAGCAGCAGCAGAAACAGUGGCAGCAGCGAAGGGAUUGAUGGUUCUUCUGCUGCAGCAAAAGAGGGGCUAGAAACUAGCAAGAAAAGGCGGUGGUUUGGCUUUUGUAGUAAAAAUUUGACUGGGAUUUCCAUAGCUAUAAGCUUUGGGAUUUUAUACAAUUUAUAGCAAAUAAUAUGUUUCAAGUAGUUGAGCUGCAGGAAGACGCAGAGAAACCAGAACACUCUUACUCCUUUCGUACUUAGCGGGAACAUUAAGAUAGAAAGAAAGAAAGAAGAGAGAGAACACACACUCUCUCUCUGUUGUGCUCUCUCUCCUCCCACUCGUCACAAAAACAAGUUGGUGGGUGAAAGGGUUGGGAAAAAGAAACUUUCACUUGUUCCUCUCAAGAAACACAAAUUUUUUAGGGUUGGUGGUGGGAGUGAAGUUCCAGUUCCAACACACACACCAACCCAACUUCUCAAUCCGCCAUGGACUCCUAUGAAGCUACAAGAAUUGUGUUCUCGAGGAUCCAAAAUUUGGACCCAGAAAAUGCUUCAAAAAUCAUGGGUCUGCUUCUGAUACAAGACCAUGGCGAGAAGGAAAUGAUAAGGCUAGCUUUUGGACCUGAAGCUUUUCUCCACUCGGUCAUUCUCAAGUCAAGGAAGGAGCUGGGAGUGCCCCUAUCAUCAAACUCUCCUUCCACUCCUUCCACUCCUUCUCCUUCCCCCUUCACAAACCCCAUCGCUAUCUCCAGGCAGAACUCUUGCUCUUCCGCCUCGAGGCUCUCUCUCACUAUCCCCAACCCUUCUUCUUCCUCCGCUUCCUGGGCUGCUAUCUCCGAGCUCAGAACCCAAGAAGAAAUCAGCAGCCUCUAUGGAGGUAGUAAUGGAGGAGUUCCAGCUGAUGUGAUGGAUGAGUUUCAGCUCCAAGAGCAGCUCUCCUUCCUCAACGAUGGCUGUCCACCACCAAUGGUGGGACCCAAGUCGCCUGAUUUUUUCUACCCACAGUCCAACUUGUCUUCCAGUCCUACCACCGCUUCUGAUCCGAACCUUUUCUCCUCCUUGCACGGCUCUGCUAAUUGGGGUGGUGGAGGCGGUGGCGGUGGUGGGCCGCUUGACCGACGAAGUUGCUCAAUCAGCGACGUGUGCUUGGAGGACCCCAACUCAGGGUUUGGGUGGAAACCCUGCCUGUAUUUCGCCAGAGGCUACUGCAAGAACGGAGCCAGCUGCAGGUUCUUGCACGGCGGCGGGCUUGGAGACACCGUCGUCGACGGCGGUGGACAGGUGGUUGUUGGGUCGCCGAGCAAGCUGGAAAUGAUGGACCAUGAAGCGCUUCUCAGAUCUAAAACCGCUCAGCAGCAGAGGCUUGCUGCUGCAUCUCAGCUUAUGGCAGCGUCAGCCAAUUCCUUCCCUUACUCCUCCAAGUGCAUGAACUUCCUUCUUCAGCAGCAACAAACUGAUUCCCAAAGGGCUGCGGCAGCUGCCUUGAUAAUGGGUGAUGAUAUGCACAAGUUCAGCCGAUCCCGCCUCGAAAGAUCCGAUUUUUCGAUGAAUGGCGGUGCGGGGAUUGUGAACCCGGCUUCAAGGCAGAUAUAUUUGACUUUCCCGGCCGAUAGCACUUUCAGAGAGGAAGAUGUCUCAAACUAUUUCAGCAUUUACGGGCCGGUCCAAGACGUGAGAAUCCCAUACCAGCAGAAGAGGAUGUUUGGAUUCGUUACAUUCUUGUACCCGGACACGGUGAAGCUGAUUUUGGCCAAAGGGAACCCUCAUUUUGUUUGUGAUGCUAGAGUGCUUGUCAAGCCUUACAAGGAGAAGGGCAAAGCUCAUGAAAAGAAACAACAGCAACAAGUGGAAAGAGGAGAUUUGUCUCCCUGUGGUACACCUUCUGGGCUGGAUGGUAGAGACCCUUACGAUCUCCAGCUAGGAGCAAAGAUGUUUUACAAUUCUCAAGACAUGCUGUGGAGGAGGAAGCUGGAGGAGCAAGCUGAGUUGCAAGCACUUGAAAUUCAAAGUCGAAGACUGAUGGGCCUGCAGCUACUUGAUGUCAAGAAGCAUCACCACCGCGCACUCUCUGCCAGCAGUCCGAUUCACUCCCCAACCCAGUCUCCCAACAUGUUCAGUCGAAACCUAGUGCUUCCUUCGGUUCAUAACGGCCAAGAAGUUCCCCACGAUAACUGUUCUUCUCCGAUGCCACACAUGACUCCAGCAGUGGAUGCUGAUCAGCUUCUUAAGGAAGCAGCUGCCGCUGUUCUAGGUAAAGAUAUGAUGGCCAACAAUGACGAAAGUGGUAGUGGUAGCCGAAGUAGCAAUGGUAGUGGUAAGGAGAGCCCCCAAGACGAUAUCAGUGAUUUGCUUGAAGGUUUGGAGCACAAUCUUCCUGAUAGUCCUUUUGCGUCUCCAACAAAGGCUGCCGGAGAGUACACAUCCUCUGCCUUUCCCAACGUGACUAGCGAGGCCAAUGGCUCGGAUGCCUCAUUUGCAGUCGCUAACAUUAACUUGGCGACUUCCCUACUUCCAGCAUCUUCAUCCCUGGACAUGGCAUCCUUAAAGUCUUUCAACUGCCAAAUUCCAAGGUUGAACUCCGGUCACGGAGCCAUAGGGAUGUACGCCGGCACAGGAGCUGGGCCAAAAUGCCCGGUAGGAACUUCCUAAUCAAGCUUAAUUAGGAGGAUCAACAUGUUUUAGUUUAACAAAACAAAAACCACCAUAAAAAAUCUGUAGAGAAUCAAAAGAAAUCAAAUCUUCCCCACCACCAUCAUCACCGGCACCACCAGCAGCAGCAGACACCACCAUCAUAUCAUCAUCUCCAAAUACCAACAAUACUACUUACUACCAUACAAAAUGCUUACGUAAAAAGGCAGUGAAAGGAAAGAAUUGGGUCCCAUCCCAUUACAUUUUCUUUCUUUGCUUCUUGUCUGUACUAUUUUGAUCAAUCAACGUCUACUCCCCCAUUUUAUGUAGUAGCUUCAUCAAGUUGGAAGAAAUCGUAGUACCACAGGUUAAAAACAAAAGUAGACACGGUCAAAAAAUAUGUUUGUUUGUUGCAAAUUUUGGCACUGUAAUUUCAAUUUUCACCCUUGGAAGUGAAAACAAUUGCCGAAAAAUCUAGUGUUAGAGUGUUACUGUUAGUUUUGUGUUUUUUCUAGUGUAAUCGAAGUCUUUGUACAGCAGAAGCAGCGGAACCCUGAAGAAGCUAGCUGAGGAAGGAAGUAAAAAGUAAAUUUGUAACUACAUGGCUGAUUCACUGAUUGAAGGGAAAAGCUUGGGAAGAAGGAGAAAUUAGUCAGCUGAGCUCCAGUUAGAUAUUGGGAAGCUUUUUUGUUUUACCAUUAUCGAUCAUGAGUUCCUGCUACUUGUAGUUAUCAAACAGUAAGAAAAGUUUAAUUAGGAACAAAAUCAGAAAGGAAACAAGUCAAGAUUUUACUUUUUACUCUAA
This is a messenger RNA of Pyrus x bretschneideri (Chinese white pear), 3698 nucleotides long. Its product is annotated as zinc finger CCCH domain-containing protein 53. The record is from RefSeq and is a predicted model, not a curated record. Bases 752 to 2914 code for a protein of 720 amino acids. The transcript has 10 exons. Gene Ontology annotation, molecular function: metal ion binding; RNA binding. NCBI's taxonomy places the organism in Eukaryota, Viridiplantae, Streptophyta, Magnoliopsida, Rosales, Rosaceae.